ACGCUCUCUUUGUCGGGAUGAGAGCGGCUCCUUGAACAUCCGGUCAGGGUUCUGCAGUUCAUUUGUCCGUGAAGAUGCCGAAGUUUUACUGUGAUUACUGUGACACAUACUUGACGCACGACUCGCCAUCGGUAAGGAAAACUCACUGUAGUGGACGUAAGCACAAAGAAAAUGUAAAAGACUAUUAUCAGAAAUGGAUGGAGGAGCAGGCGCAGAGCCUGAUAGACAAAACGACUGCUGCUUUCCAGCAGGGGAAGAUUCCACCCACACCAUUCCCGGGUGCUGGCCCUCCAGGUGGAUCCCUGCUCCCUCAUCCCAAUAUCAGUGGACCGCCUAGACCAGGCAUGUUACCAGCUCCUCCAAUGGGUGGUCCUCCAAUGAUGCCCAUGAUGGGUCCUCCUCCACACGGCAUGAUGCCUGGUGGUCCAGGCCCGGGUAUGCGGCCUCCUAUGGGUGGGCAUAUGCAGAUGAUGCCAGGCCCCCACAUGAUGCGACCACCUGCUCGGCCAAUGAUGCUGCCUGUUAGACCUGGUAUGGCACGGCCGGAUCGAUAGAAAGAACUGUUCCAUGAUUACCCUCCUCUUCUAAACAAAGACUCCCACCAACUGUAAACAUUGUUUUUCCCAUUGGUUUUGGCAACAGAUGACAAUUUGCUUUUCAUUUAUUCUCUCUUUUUAACUUGGAUGUCCAUAUUUUUCCCUCCUGGCCACUUAUUUGUUAAUCAAGAUACAGUAUAUGUGAUGAACAAAUCCAGCUUGGAGAGAAGUUUUAGUGUUGGAACAUGGGUUUUUGUUUUGUUUGAUUUUUAAAAGGACACUUUUUUUUUUUUCAUAAAAUAAUAAAAUAAAAAAAAAAAAAAACUCCUACAUGCCUCUGCUAAUUCAAAAGAAAAAAUAGCAGCCCUCAGCCACUAAAGUUGGGAUUCCCAAACACAUACCCCAAUGUAUUAGGAGGUUCCAGACUAAAGUAUGGAAAAUAUGAUUAUUCGGCUUAAUAGGUGACACAAAAAGUCAUUACAUUUUAUUAGGUCAUUUAUAUUGAUGUGACAACUAAAUGAAAGAAUUAUGAACAUUUUAAUAUAACAUUUUAGAUUAGUCCCCAAAAUAGACUUGGAUGUUUAAUUCAAGGUACAAAUGCUACAGCAAUUGGCAAGUCUCUAUCUUGACAUCAUAUCCAAAUAUUCAGUGCAAACAAAAUAAAGUGCAAGCGAUUAUACAGAAAAUGUGAGUGAAUUAUGAAGAGGGACUUUUUUUUUUUUUUUAGGUAAAUGUCCCAUCGUAUCAUGAAUAACAAUGCUAAGGUAAAUGCCUAUUUUUCUGUCAUUUCACAGUGUGAUUAAAGUUGAGUACCUCCAGCUAAAGCCAUUUUCUAGAUGUGGUUGCACAGUGUUCAUUCUGAAUUGCAUGACGGAAUUAUGUUUGCUAGUCAGUUCUGAUUUCAGGUGUACAUUUACAGCCCUACUUUUAACAUUUUUCAAUAUUUUUGGCUCGCAUUUAAAAAAAAAAAUCCAUCCAAGCAAUUUUUUAAAGCAACCAUUUUGUGAGCAAAAUCCUUACUCUUUUUUUUUUUUUUUUAAACUGUUGAGUGGGUCCUGGGUAUAAAGCCUAAAGGAACAUUACUUUGCUGUGUUCUCAGUCUUCAUUUUACGUCUGGAAGAUCCCAAUGUCUAAAAGCCCAUGUUAAGGAAUAUAACAUCAUUGAUCUCACAGAGCUUAAUACUAAGAUCCUAUUCCAGUUUCUUCAAAUUUCCUAUAUUCCUGAUAAUCAAGUAAACUGUUUGUUUAUUCAAACAUAUAUAAAAUCCUAGCAUGCUGUGGCUGUUGUAUGUACAGACCCACCUCACAAGCAAAUGCUUAAAUGUGAAUUUGUCUAAACUCCUUAUAGGAGUAAUCUCACAGUACUGGAUCAAUCUCCUCAUGCUGCAGUUCUCUGCCACUGAAUGAUUGACACCUCUGGGUCUCUCAUUCACUCACACGUUAUGAUUCACCUGAUUUCCACUUCUAUUCACACCUUGGUGUCCGGAAACUUGAAAGGUGGAGUCAGCUACACAGGAAGAAAUAUAUAUAUGAUUUAAGAAAUAUGAAUUUAUCCUUUAGAAUCUAAAUGAAUGUUUUCUAAGUGUAUAGCAUUAUGGGCAUGUAUUUAACAGUACAAUUCUGAUACAUUAAAAAUAUUCACAUGA
Neoarius graeffei (lesser salmon catfish) is the source of this 2182-nucleotide messenger RNA. RefSeq names its product small nuclear ribonucleoprotein polypeptide C (gene snrpc). The record is from RefSeq and is a predicted model, not a curated record. The coding region runs from base 75 to 554 and encodes 159 amino acids. Gene Ontology annotation, cellular component: nucleus; U1 snRNP. Gene Ontology annotation, biological process: mRNA 5'-splice site recognition; spliceosomal snRNP assembly; mRNA splicing, via spliceosome. NCBI's taxonomy places the organism in Eukaryota, Metazoa, Chordata, Actinopteri, Siluriformes, Ariidae. Gene Ontology annotation, molecular function: pre-mRNA 5'-splice site binding; zinc ion binding. The transcript has 6 exons.